AAAUUAAAUUAAAUUAACAUAAAUAAACAUUACGUCAUACAUAUUUCGUAAGAAAAUCGUUAUUGUUUUGUUACGAUUGUAUACGCACUUAAAUGAAACUGUCAUUGCACUGUCACGCACCAUCCCUGUUUGACACCGUCAGCUGAUAAAGGUAAACAAGCUGUAGAGUCACGAAUUGUUUCGUGUAAUUACAAGUACGUGUAAUUUCUCGUCCGGCAAUGUUAGAACGUACGAAAGCAUACUCCAAACAGUGCACUAGUCAAUUUGUUCCUUCUCGGUAGCUACUAGAUACUAAUACGGUUGUUAGUAACCAAAAUCAUCCAAAAAGGAACACCCAAAUGAGCGUAAAGCAGGAAUCGUUCAGCGCGCUAAGUUCCUUGCUGGAAACGGUUAGUCAUUCACCCACGCACGUGAAGGAAACGGUGCUGCGCAAGUUUUUUCAAGACUUUGAACACUACCGUCAAUCGUUUGAAGAUGUGGGAAAUCAACCAUCGAUCUAUCCGUGGUUACGGUUAAUUUUGCCGGGCAUGGAUCGUGAACGCAAGGCGUACGGUUUGCGGGAACGAACACUGGCCGAAGCGUACAUUCGGGCACUUGGGCUCGAUCGGCGCAAUGAGGAGGUGCAGCGGUUGCUAGGAGCGGGGAAUGAUUUGGCGGACCGGUUAGGACCGUUGCUGCACGGUCGAUGUCCGGCCGUGGGUGAUCUGACCGUUGGUGACGUGAACGGUCGCCUGGAUGCAAUCGGCGAAGGUGGACGGGCGGUGGCGGCACGCGAUGAGCUGGUGGCACUGAUUGAACGGGGCAGCCCGCUCGAUCUGCGGUGGUUGGUGCGGAUUGUGUUAAAAAAUUUACGGCUUGGCGUAAGCAACCGGCGUAUAUUGCAGCUGUACCACCCGAAUGCACCGACGCUGUACGAUGGUGCGAGCGAUCUGAAGCAGAUGGUGCAGCUGAUCGAGACGAAGGCACCGGAUGUGCUGGAGACGGCGGGUGGUGUUGUCGUGCUGCUGACCCACUUUAUCCGUCCGAUGCUGUGCCAGCGAGUGGAGCUGCGCCAGGUCGGUGAGUUGCUGCGCCGUGAUACGUACUGGCUCGAGACAAAGAUGGACGGCGAGCGGUUCCAGAUGCACUGGGAUGGAACAUCGUUUCGGUACUAUUCGCGCAACGGGCACGAUUACAGUGAUGCGUUCGGUCGAACGCCUGACCAGGUGGGUGGUACGCUAACGCCCAUGUUAGCGUCACUGAUCGCGCCAUCCACCCGUGACCUCAUCCUGGACGGUGAGAUGAUGGUGUUCGAUCGACGUGACCUUCGCUAUCGGGACAAGUGUGACGGUACGGAUGUGAAAGCGCUCCGACCGGGCAAUGCUAAUCUGCGGCCGUGCUUCUGCGUGUAUGACGUGCUGUAUCAUAAUGGACGGGCACUUACCAGCGUACCGUACGCAGAACGGGCACGCCUCCUACCGAAUGUGGUACGGGAACAGUUCGGCUUUGUGCAGCACUGUCGCCGGGAACGGGUACGGGAUGCGGACCAUCUGAUCGAGCUAAUCAAUGCGGCCAUCGAUGCGCAGCAGGAGGGUGUCGUGCUGAAGCGUGAGGAUGCACCGUACCAACCGAAUCGACGGGCUGGUACCGGCUGGUACAAGAUCAAGCCCGACUACAUCGACGGUUUGGUGGUGGACUUUGAUCUGCUCGUGAUGGGCGGUUACUACAAUCUGCGCCGGUCGUACGUGAACGCAUUUCUGGUCGGUGUCGCCCGCAGCCCGGGCGUGUACGUUUCGGUCGCGAAGGUAACGAUGGGACUUGGUGUGGCCGAAUGGCAACAGCUGAAUCAAACGCUACGGUCCCACUGGCGGACGGAAUCGAUCGAGGGAUUGCACUGCGGCCGUGUUCAGCCCGACGUGUGGAUUGCACCGUGCAACUCGAUCGUACUGCAGCUGAAGGGUUCCGAGCUGGUACGGAGUGAUUCGUAUGGGGCUGGGUUCACUAUACGCUUUCCGCGUAUCGUCACCACGCGUGCCGACAAGCUGCCGGACGAGGUGUGCACGCUGGAGGAGUUGGAACAGCUUGGCACUAAAGCCGGGCCCGGGAGUUCACCCCAACUGGACACCCGCAAGGCAACCAAGCUUGCCAAACGGCACGUAACGCUAGCGGAUUUAAAUGCGCCGGCCCCGGAAAAACCAUCAAAACACGGUAAAAAGCGUUUGAUUGCAGCGGAACGGUUAUUAGUACCGGACCAGCGGGCCGUAUCACCUCUGCCUGGUGGGAUGUUGAAGGGUCGCGAUGUGUGCGUGAUGAGCGUCGACAAUCGGACAGGUGCACCGACGAUCGAAACACUCGAACGGUUGGUGCAGCGACACGGAGGCCGUGCCGUUGCUAAUCCCAGCCCGGACACGUUCGCCAUCGUAGCCGGCCGGGUAACGUUCAAGGUGCGCAAGUACAUGGAAGCGGGCCGGUGGGAUGUGGUGCGGGAAGAUUGGUUGCUCCGUGCCGGGCUGGACGGUCGGUUGGAACCGUUCCGACCGGAAGACAUACUUACCGCAACGGAACCGACCCGGAUGAAGCUUACCGAGCAGUACGACCGGUACGGUGAUUCGUACACACGUCCAACCACACCCACCACAUUCGGAGCGUUACUUCGCCGUAUGAAACGGGAUGCGGACCAAGGCCCGGUAACUCACCAGCUAACCGGUUCGGAAACGGUACAUGCCGAAACGGUCCUGUUGGGUGUCCGGCAAGCAACCGGCAAACGUUUAUUUCGGGGUCUUAGCGCGCGGCUAUACCUGAACCGAAGCGAUCGGCGUUCCGGUGAUGCGGAGGAGGACGAAACUUCACUGAGUGUUGAUGCGUACCGGGCACAACGUGAGAUGUUGCGAUUUGUACAGCACGGUGGCCAUUGGUUGCGCGAUACAGAACCCGACGCCGUUCGGUAUGUGUUUGUGGCGACACCGGUUGAGGAGUGUGCUGCUGUGGAAGAAUGGAUCGCUACAGUUACCAAAUCGGACCAGAACGAUCCACCGAAGCUGUUGCGUGUGCAAUGGAUCGGACGCUCCAUCGAAGCUGGACGGCUGUAUGACGAGAAGGAUUUUACUUUUAAUGACUCUUAAAUGGGUCCCCGUUCGGGAAGUUAUUGAAAAUAUUGAGCCGUCGAAUGACUAGUCAUAGGUAUCUUUUCUGCUGGAAACGUUUCUAUCAAAUGGAACAUCAAAGAAACUGAGUGCGCUUAAUUGAGGAGGGGUUUUUUUUCUUUACAUAAUGCUGUUUUAAUGUUAAUAACCAUUAAAAACUUUACUAAUUGAA
This is a messenger RNA of Anopheles funestus (African malaria mosquito), 3294 nucleotides long. RefSeq names its product DNA ligase 4-like. Bases 339 to 3101 code for a protein of 920 amino acids. The transcript is spliced from 3 exons. Gene Ontology annotation, molecular function: DNA binding; DNA ligase (ATP) activity; ATP binding. Gene Ontology annotation, biological process: DNA biosynthetic process; DNA recombination; nucleotide-excision repair, DNA gap filling. Gene Ontology annotation, cellular component: DNA ligase IV complex; DNA-dependent protein kinase-DNA ligase 4 complex. NCBI's taxonomy places the organism in Eukaryota, Metazoa, Arthropoda, Insecta, Diptera, Culicidae. The record is from RefSeq and is a predicted model, not a curated record.